GGCAGUAUGAGGCGAACGCAGGGGGACAGGGACCAGCAGCUGUCGCCGCCGUUCUCAGGGUGAAGAAAAACCAGAAAUCUCUGCCCCCUGACUUUGAAAACUCAGUUUAACCUUCAAACUGGCGAUGUCAAGGGUUCCAAGUCCUCCACCUACGGCCGAAAUGUCGAGUGGUCCCGUGGCUGAGAGCUGGUGCUAUUCACAGAUCAAGGUAGUGAAAUUCUCCUACAUGUGGACCAUCAAUAACUUUAGUUUUUGCCGGGAGGAAAUGGGUGAAGUCAUAAAAAGUUCAUCUUUUUCAUCAGGAGCCAAUGAUAAACUGAAAUGGUGUUUGCGAGUAAACCCAAAAGGGUUAGAUGAAGAAAGCAAAGAUUACCUGUCACUUUACCUGUUAUUGGUUAGCUGUCCAAAGAGUGAAUUUCGGGCGAAGUUCAAGUUCUCCAUCCUGAAUGACAAGGGAGAAGAAACCAAAGCUAUGGAGAGUCAGCGAGCUUAUAGGUUCGUGCAAGGCAAAUACUGGGGAUUCAAAAAAUUUAUUCGUAGAGACUUUCUUUUGGACGAGGUCAAUGGGCUUCUCCCUGAUGACAAGCUCACCCUCUUCUGCGAGGUGAGUGUAGUACAAGAUUCCGUCAAUAUUUUUGGACAGAACACCAUGAACAUGGUGAAGGUUCCUGAGUGCCGGCUGGCGGAUGAGUUAGGAGGACUAUGGGAGAAUUACCGGUUCACAGAUUGCUGCUUGUGUGUGGCUGGCCAAGAAUUCCAGGCUCACAAGGCUAUCCUAGCAGCUCGGUCUCCGGUUUUCAGUGCCAUGUUUGAACACGAAAUGGAGGAGAGCAAAAAGAAUCGGGUCGAAAUCAAUGAUGUGGAACCUGAUGUCUUUAAGGAAAUGGUGUGCUUCAUCUACACAGGGAAGGCGCCAAACCUUGAGAAAAUGGCUGAUGAUUUGCUGGCAGCUGCUGACAAGUAUGCCCUGGAGCGUUUGAAGGUCAUGUGUGAGGAUGCCCUCUGCAGUAACCUCUCCGUGGAGAACGCUGCAGAAAUUCUCAUCCUGGCUGACCUCCACAGAGGUCUUGGAGAUCUCUGGAUGGAAGUCAAUGGUGGUAUCACAUCCCCACUUAGUGGCUGAAGCAUACCGCUCUCUGGCUUCAGCACAAUGCCCUUUCCUGGGGCCCCCACGCAAACGCC
This is a messenger RNA of Chionomys nivalis (European snow vole), 1182 nucleotides long. RefSeq names its product speckle-type POZ protein-like. Gene Ontology annotation, cellular component: nucleus; cytoplasm. Gene Ontology annotation, biological process: proteasome-mediated ubiquitin-dependent protein catabolic process; regulation of proteolysis. Gene Ontology annotation, molecular function: ubiquitin protein ligase binding. The coding region runs from base 125 to 1123 and encodes 332 amino acids. The transcript has a single exon. The record is from RefSeq and is a predicted model, not a curated record. NCBI's taxonomy places the organism in Eukaryota, Metazoa, Chordata, Mammalia, Rodentia, Cricetidae.